Messenger RNA from Protopterus annectens (West African lungfish), 715 nucleotides. RefSeq names its product peroxynitrite isomerase THAP4-like. The record is from RefSeq and is a predicted model, not a curated record. Bases 126 to 590 code for a protein of 154 amino acids. The transcript has 5 exons. Lineage: Eukaryota; Metazoa; Chordata; Ceratodontiformes; Protopteridae.
UUAUAUUUGUAGGAAGGAAAAGGCAGACAGAAAGCUGUGCAGAGAUUGUAGAGAGAAAUAAGAAAGUCAGGCAACCUUCUGUUCAAGUGCACUGUGUCAAAGCCCUAAGCAGUUGCUGAAGAAUCAUGGCUUCUGAUGCAGUUACAGAGACAGAUGCUCCAUUAAAUCCCUUGUUAGAGCCACUAGCUUGGAUGCUGGGAAACUGGGUUUCUGAUCCGCCUGGUAAAGGUUCUUACCCUACAAUCAAACCUUUCAAUUACACAGAGGAGGUACAAAUUUACCACAUUGGACAACCCAUGCUCAACUUUUCAUUUAACGCCUUUCAUCUGGAGACCAAGAAGCCAUUGCACAGAGAGUGUGGGUUUAUCCGAAUACAGCCAGGUACAACAAAGGUAGCAUUUAUUAGUGCUCAGAACACAGGCAUUGUGGAGGUUGAGGAGGGAGAAGUAAGGGGGCAAGAGCUGACCAUCUCCUCACAUUCAGUAGCCAGGAUGUCAUUUGCCAAAGCACCUCAUGUACAGAUGGAAGUCUGGAGGCUUAUAAUCAAAUCAAGCUGCCGUUAUUUUGUUCUUCCUGCCAGUCUACAGUGAAGCAGAAAGUGACGCUCCCUUUCCUCAUUCAGAGUUCUUGCAAUUAACUCUGAACCCAAGUGAACACCAGCAUCACAACUGUAAAAGCAUAAAACCUUUUACUGCAGUAUUACAUAAUUAUUAAA